UCACUUCCUGGUCAGCUGAUCCAGACGCAGAAGAGACAAGAGGACCGCUAGCAUCCUAUAAUGAUAAUCCUGUCUCCCCGUCCGGACAGCGUUUGAAAUGAAAGUGACACAACUGUAAAGCCACCUCGAGCCCUGAACCCCCUGGAAUAACACCUGAGCAUCUGUGUGUCUGUGUAUCACCAGCAUCCAGCGUCGGAUCUUGAGGAAACCAGCAGAGCAAGCCCUGUCCCCUGCUUCUCUUCACCUCUGUUUACUGGAAAGUUCCUCUCCUCUCCUGGCUACUGAACGGCCUUUUUCCAAUCGCAGUGCCAGGAAAGGACGCUGCUGAGAAAUCCACAGUGUCAGACUGAACUGGAUUCAAUGAGGGAGCCAGAUCGGGAGGAGCAGCCUGAAGACAACAUGCCCCCCAAAUUUAAACGACACCUCAACGACGAUGAGGUCACGGGAUCCAUUCGCAGCGAGAGGAGGAACCUACUGGAGGAGGACUCUGAUGAGGAGGAGGACUUCUUUCUGAGAGGACCCACGGGACCAAGAUUUGGACCUCAGAAUGACAAAUUCAAGCAGGUGCAGUCGCAGGUUGAUGAGGUGAUCGAUGUGAUGCAGGAGAACAUCUCCAAGGUGAUAGAGAGGGGCGAGCGGCUCGACGACCUGCAGGACAAGUCGGAGAGCCUAUCAGACAACGCGUCUGCCUUCAGUAGCCGAGCCAAACAGCUGCACAGGAGGAUGUGGUGGAGAGACAUGAAGAUGAAGAUGAUUAUUGCCUUGGUAGUUGUUGCUCUCCUGCUCAUUAUCAUCAUUCCAGUGAUCCUGCGAUAUCGCUAGUGUCUGAUGAGGAGGAUGGGGGAGAACACUCCUCUUCCUCUUCUUCCUCUCUCUUUCUCUCUGUCUCUUUCUCUCCCUUGCACACAGUCCUCCACUCCAGCUAGGGGGCGUCAGCCAGCCUCCCACGCGCUCCACACUGUCCGUCUCAAGGAUCUUGCCCAUAGUACAGAUCUUAUCAUUGGUAUUUUCACAUAAAUCUGCUGUGAGAUCAGUACUAAGGACUCGGUUUGAUCCCUGGUUUUUAAGCUACAGAAAGGGGACUCGGGAGACUUGUGGGGAUAUUUUAAUGCAGUUUAGGAGGACAUGCUGACUCUCAACCCUCUAGUCAAUGUAAAGGAGUGCUCCGUGCCAUGAUAGAAGUCACGUGCAGGGCCCUGUCUUUGCGUUGACAACAGGGAAACUCCGUGUCCUGCAUAUUACAUCAUAUAUAGAUAGACACUGUAAAGGCAGGGAAUCCAUGCUGGCUUUCUCUCUUAGUUUAGCUGGUCUGAAUCUGCUGCAGCAGCCUCAUAUAAAAGGCUGCUAUAACAUUUAGCGAAUGAACCUCAGAUGUCUACCCAUGAUUCCUUGUGUGCUGUCUGUCUUCUGAGAGCGUUUAUAGGGAACAUUUUGUGAACUCAAGCACAUUUCGGCGUUCAAAAAAACACAAGGUGAGGGAACAUCUGAGGUUCAUCUUGCAGAGGUGGCUUCUCUGAAUCAUCAAAAAGACUUUCUGACAGGAAAGUGGUUUCACUUAUCAGGUAUGUUUCCUCAUCAGUACAGAUGAUGGGGGAAAGGGGCCUAGAAAGAAAGUCAUUUGUUUAGAUAACAUCCUGCUUUCUAGCAUCAUUCUCUCAUUAAUCACCGCUUUCCAUUUCCGUCUGCCUCUUGAUACACUGCAAAAAAAGAAAAGUUGGGUGAACUCAAAAUUUCAAGGCAACAAACUUCGAUAAAAUUUUCAGUUGGACAAUUAAACUAAAUAUUUUAAGUUUUGUUUUUGAGUUUGCUCAACUCUGAAUUUCUCUGGCACGAUUGUAACGCCAUUAUGAAUGUCAGCUAAUGUUGUGACCACAAUUUUGAGUUAGCAUUGAUACGCUAAUGGCUACUCUUGUAGCUGUAACAAGCAGCGCCGCUAGCAUCAGUUAGCCGCUAGCAUCAGUUAGCAACUAGCAUCAGUUAGCCGCUAGCAUCAGUUAGCAACUAGCAUCAGUUAGCCGCUAGCUUUCGCUAAUGACCGAAUUUCACAACAAAGAAAUAAGAGUUAGCAGAACUAUUGUCCCUUGUUUUGAACCCCAACUUAAAGAUAUAAGUAACAACAACUCACAAACUUGUUUUUGAGCAGACAACUGGCUUCCUUUGUUGUGCUAACUUACAUUAUUGCCCUGAAUAUCAGUAAUUUAUAUUUCCAAGUUUUACCAAAUUAAAUCACUGUUUUAGGCCAAAAAAUACAAGUUGGCUUUUUUGCAGUGUAGCUUGUUAUACUCCGCAGCAGGACCGUGUCAAACCAAAACAUCCGGGUUAUGAAUGUCUCCUCGGUGCUGUUGUGCCGGGCUCUGGGCUGGUUUGGUCACGGCUGUCCUAGUUUCCCGCUCGUGACAUUAAACUGUCUCUCACUCUGCAGAUGGUUCUGUUUGGUUUUAAUGCUGCUUCCGUCUGUCUCCCCCCCCCCCCCUACUAUUUUUAAGUUCUUAUUUCUGCUGCUCGCUCAAUGUGAUGCUCGUAUGAAUGCUGGUUAUUCCGCCGCCACAGCCGGGACGGUUUGUCCUCGCCGUACUGUCACAUUACUUUUUAAGCAGGGUUCUUUUUUUAAGUGAUGCAAGUUAAAAGUCGAGCUGUGAAACUUAGGUGUCAUUGUGUCUGGAUUAAUUAUCUGUAUAAUAAAUUGAAACUCAUUGUCAUUUUUAUUAUUUUUAAUGUAAUUUAUUUUAGCUGUAAAUAUUGAUUCUGUAAUGAUGUACAAUACUCUGGCAUUGCAUUGGAAGACUGUGAUAUACUGAACCUUUUUGCUCUGAAAUAAAGUGAUUUUAAAGGGC
Messenger RNA from Centropristis striata (black sea bass), 2834 nucleotides. RefSeq names its product vesicle-associated membrane protein 4 (gene vamp4). Lineage: Eukaryota; Metazoa; Chordata; Actinopteri; Perciformes; Serranidae. The transcript has 9 exons. Gene Ontology annotation, biological process: vesicle-mediated transport; Golgi ribbon formation. The record is from RefSeq and is a predicted model, not a curated record. Gene Ontology annotation, cellular component: membrane. The coding region runs from base 361 to 822 and encodes 153 amino acids.